AUGAUGAAGCUCUUCGCCAUUCUGUGCCUGCUGCUCUUCAACCUUGGGGUGGCUUCCCGCCACCGCUCCCGCUCCCAGGAGGAGAAGGGCAAGAAGUCCUCUGUGGGUGCUGGGUUAACUCCCGGAAGCAAGGACUUUGUCUUCAACCUCUACAUGGCCUUGGCUUCUGAAGCCCCUGGUCAGAAUGUCUUCUUUUCUCCCAUGAGCGUGGUCAUGAGCCUAAGCCUGCUCUCUCUGGGGACUGGCCCCCGCACUAAGACCCAGAUCCUGGAGGGCCUGGGCCUCAGCCUCCAGCAAGAGGACGAGUUCCACAAGUUCUACCAACAGCUUAUGAAGAGGUUCAGCCAGCUUACAAAUGGUCUCCAGCUGAACCUGGGAAGUGCCCUUUUUACAGACCCAGCAGUACGUAUUCAGCACAGCUUCCUGAGUACCAUGAAGACGCUGUACAUGGCAGAUACUUUCUCUACCGACUUUGGGAACCCUGAAAUGACUAAGAAGCAGAUCAAUGACUAUGUGGCCAAGAAGACCAAAGGCAAUAUUGUAGACUUGAUCAAGGAUCUCGACAGCACCCAUGUCAUGGUGUUGAUAAAUUACAUCUUCUUCAAAGCCAAGUGGGAGACAGCCUUCAGUGACCAAAACACCCACCAGAAAGAUUUCCAUGUGACCCCCAAGGAGACCAUACAGGUGCCCAUGAUGAACCGUAAAGAUGAGUACUACUAUAUCCUGGACCAAAGUAUUUCCUGCACGGUGGUGAGGAUCCCUUACCAAGGCAAUGCCAGUGCUCUGUUUAUUCUCCCCAGCGAAGGCAAGAUGCAGCAGGUGGAGAAGGGCCUGAACGGGAGAGCACUGAUGAACUGGCUUACUACAGCCAGAAAGAGACAGUUGAACCUUUACCUCCCCAAGUUCUCCAUUGAGGGCACCUAUCAACUGGAGAAAAUACUCCCCAAGCUGGGCAUUAGGGACAUCUUUACUACCCAUGCUGACCUGUCUGGCAUUACUGACUACCCCAAUAUCAAGUUGUCUGAGAUGCUGCACAAAUCCGUGGUGAAGGUAGACGAGUCAGGAACCAUAGCGUCUGCUGCCACAGGAGAGCUCUUUACAUUCAGAUCUGCUAGACCGGUGACCCUGAAGAUAGAAUUCAACAGACCCUUUCUGUUUGCCAUUGAAGAGAACAUGCAUCUCCUUUUCCUUGGCCGAGUGGUUCAGCCCAGAGGUGGGAGGGACUCUUUCUGA
Molecule: messenger RNA, 1233 nt
Organism: Peromyscus californicus insignis
Lineage: Eukaryota; Metazoa; Chordata; Mammalia; Rodentia; Cricetidae
Gene: Serpina5
Product: serpin family A member 5
Exons: 4
Coding region: 1-1233 (410 amino acids)
Biological process (GO): negative regulation of endopeptidase activity
Molecular function (GO): serine-type endopeptidase inhibitor activity
Source: RefSeq, a predicted model, not a curated record